ACAUUCAAAUCGUUGGUUUAAUUUCUUAUCCCUCCUAGUGUUUUUAGCCUGCAAGACUAACCAAUCACACAUGUAUAUACCAAUGGAAAAGCGAGGAAACUCCAUAAUUGAAUUGGUUAUUUUGUACCAAGAAGUACCUCUAGCAAGGAUCAAUCAUCUUUUUCUCAUUCCAACUUUUGUGAAGAAAUUGAAAAUAGUUUCAAUAUGUCAAAUAGAGGCUCAUCAUGGAUAACUCUGAAAUUCAGAGGUGUUGUUGAUGUAAUUCGUGCCAGCAGAUAUCAAUCAAACUAUGUUGCACUACAGAGAAACAGACCAAUUGUGUCAGCUGCUAGAACUGAAAGAGGUUAUUGGAUGCACCCUGGUCAGCAAUUCUAUAGCACCAAUAGCAUCAACCCAAGCACUAAUCCAAAAGGAAUAAAGGAUGUGAAGCCUCAAGCUGAAGCUCUUGCACCUGCUUCUAAAAUCCUCACCUUCUCUCAUUGGCUAAGAUGGGUUUUGGGCAUGGUACUUUCUCUCUUGCUACCUUUCUGGAAACCUUACUGGAAAAAAUUACAGAUAGUAGAAGUUCAAACAAAACAAAUUACAUGGUUUGUUAAGUGGGGGCAAAAUGUGCAUUCAGUGGAGGCAGAGUUUGUGGUUGAAGAGGCUGAAGCGGUGGCAAAAAUGGUAGAAAAAGUGGCAAUGGUAACAGAAAAGGUAUCUGAAGAUGUAGCAGAGAUGCUUCCUGAGGAUGGUAAAUUAAGGAAAGCAGCUUUGGUGGUAGAACGUGCAUCAAAAGAGGCAGCACAUGAUGCUCAGUUAACUGAAGAAUUCUUACACAAGGUUGAAGAACUCAAGAAUGACCUGGAUGAUUUAGAAGCCUUUGUUGAACCGGUAAUUGACAAGAUUGUGAAGAUGUAACCUCAGAACAAUUCAUGCCGAAGCAAAAAUUACUUUCUUGUGUAUGUAGUUGCUGGUCCACUUUAUCACUGUAAAAGUUAGAGUAGAAUACAGUCAAUACACCCUCUCUCUUUUGGUGAAUAAAAAACAAUUACACUUCUCUUUCUUAAAAGAUUAAUAUGAGUUAUAGUUCAGUUUA
Messenger RNA from Glycine soja, 1078 nucleotides. RefSeq lists its product as uncharacterized. NCBI's taxonomy places the organism in Eukaryota, Viridiplantae, Streptophyta, Magnoliopsida, Fabales, Fabaceae. The record is from RefSeq and is a predicted model, not a curated record. The coding region runs from base 205 to 900 and encodes 231 amino acids. The transcript is spliced from 5 exons.